Messenger RNA from Sodiomyces alkalinus F11, 1341 nucleotides. RefSeq lists its product as hypothetical. NCBI's taxonomy places the organism in Eukaryota, Fungi, Ascomycota, Sordariomycetes, Glomerellales, Plectosphaerellaceae. The transcript is spliced from 2 exons. The record is from RefSeq and is a predicted model, not a curated record. Bases 193 to 1185 code for a protein of 330 amino acids.
UGUCUUCCAUCAGGCUUCCUCUGAGGCGGCCCUGCACGACAUCCUUCACCUUCGCUUCCUUCGGCGAUAUGAAAAGCCACAAAACAACCACGUCGCUAACAAUGGCCAUGAAGCCCAAUCACGCGUCUUACCUCGUUUCAAGCGCAGCAAUCGACCGGGGAACUUGGGCAUACACACGGUCUACGGAGGGAGAUGUUCUCGCGCUGUCUGGACUGUGGGGCCGUUAGGUUCGGUGUCGCAGACGGGUCCGAUGCUGAAGGUCGAUUUCAUGUUCCCACGACAACCACCCCCAGCAGCGACGACUCUUCUCCCGCGACAGACCCAGAACUUGAACCCACAGGGAAGGCCCGACAAAAUGCCGCCGUCACCUUGCACCCGCUCUCCUCUGGCAAGGACAUCUUGGUCAAAGAGCACAAGCCUUGGGUAACCAUCGAAGAAUCGCUCGGCAGCCCAUUCACAUUCACAUUCACCCCCACCGCGAGACCCUUGCAACACGCGUCGAACGCCUGCUUCGCUGGGUCAAGCCCCGUGCUGCUCGCCUCCGGCCGGCAUGUUCCGGUGCGUUGGCUGCGACGCGGAGCCGUUGUCCUGACUCCGCGAGGACCCCGUCGCGUGGCAGCCGUGUUGAUCACGCCCGUCAGGCGCGAGGUUAUGUGCCGCGUGCACGGCGUGGUAAUAACACCGUGGCAUCCCGUGAGCCCGCCAUCCUUGCGGCGGCACAGCGGCAGGGGCCAUGGCAGCACGAGCGGGAACAGCAGCAGCAGGAUGUUGGCGUGGGGAAAGUUGCCGCCGUCCGGCUGGGCCUUCCCCGCGCAGGUGGCGGAAUCGGCGGUGCGGUACACGGGCUGCAUCUAUUCGGUGUUGCUGGAGGAGGACCGGGACCCGGCGGCCCACGCGAUGCUGGUGGGAGGAGGGGGAGGAGGGGUCUGGGCCGCGACGCUAGGACACGGCAUCGUGGCGGGGCGGGACGACGACGUUCGGGCGCACCGGUUCUUCGGGGACUACCGGGCCAUCGUGGAGGAGUUUCGGAGGCUGGGUGUCAGGCAGGGCGGCAUCGUCGUCGGGGAUGGCACGAGGAGGGAUCCGAGGACCGGACUGGCGUGCGGUUUCCGUCGGCUGGUUGGUGAGAUGCCCGCGAAGGCAGCCGAAAUCAAGGACCGCUGCAGGCAGAGCCGGUGGAAAUGAGACGAGCUCAAUAGCAACGCCAAUGCCAACGGUCGUCUGCUUCGGAUACUUCGUCUUCACUGUCGCUUUUGCAGUCCUUCUCGACUACCCCAGUGACCAAGCCAAUUCAUUCGACCGGCCUUCUGCGUGAAGUUGUGAACUCUUGUCCUACCGACG